Messenger RNA from Hypoxylon fragiforme, 1524 nucleotides. RefSeq lists its product as uncharacterized. The record is from RefSeq and is a predicted model, not a curated record. Lineage: Eukaryota; Fungi; Ascomycota; Sordariomycetes; Xylariales; Hypoxylaceae. The transcript is spliced from 2 exons. The coding region runs from base 369 to 1025 and encodes 218 amino acids.
GGCGCACAGCCAUACACCAUCACCUAACACCUAACCCAUCACCCACCACCCACCACCCACCACCCAUCGCACACCUGCACCCCCCAAACUAUCAUUAACCUUUUUAUUCUUCUUCAAGUGGUAGUAGGCACGGACCAUCCCGAACCUAGUUUUAUUCCAUCUGAUAAUUGACCCUUUCACACCUUUACACAUUCAUACCUGCAUACCUUUACACCUCUUCAUCCUUCAUCCUUCACUUCAACUCUACCUAGACUAGAAACAUCUCAUCCACGUUUCUUUACAGACUAGAUAAAGGGCUAAUUAUAUCCACACAUUAACAUACACUCGAUAUAAACUCGAUAUCAGUACACACCUCAUCAAUCUUCACAAUGGGUUUACCCAGCUUUACUUCCACCCUCGCAGAGGACAUACACAACAUCAACAACCGCAACACAGACGUUGAUCACACUACUACAGUGGUUUUCAAUGAGGCUUGCAUAACAGACCCUAAUCACAAAGGCAUUUUCGCUACAUUUGAAUCAUCAGAUAUCUCGGCCCUUAACAAUAUCAACUCAACGAUAAUACCCAACGGCGCCAUGCGCCAAAGAAUAGUUGAAGCAAAGGCAAACCUUGACUAUUUUCAUCAUUGGAGCCCUAACUGGAGCGAGGUGAUGGGCAUAGAUGACAACACGGAGAAGUUAGAUCGCCAAGACCAUAACUCAGCCAAGCAAGUGAGAUUAGUCAGAGAUGAUAAUGUCUUCUGCACCAUUCAGUACCAAGGUCACAAUCCAGCCGACGAUGAAGGCAUCCCAGACGACAUUGAUGCCGAUAUCGAUGACUUAGUAGCGCGAGACCCUAAUGAGAGUCAGGAUAUUCUGUCGGCCGCCAUUCCUGGAAUCCUAGAAUCCGCUAUGGAGGGAGCUGGCCCUGAGUAUUUUGGAACACCUGACGACCCUAACUACGGACUGCAUUUGCUAGCCAAUAUGUACGCACACGAUGAGAUGAGCACAGAGACGCAGGCGGGAGAGUAUAAGGAAGGUCACUGAGCUACCUACGCCAGACACAUAGGCUUAACGAAGUUAUAUCAACAGUUCGAGGGCUACUUCGUGUGGUGUUACACAAUGGACUCGUGGCUGAAUUGAGUUUUCCUUUUGGAAUUUCAUUAUAGCUUUGUGUCGUUUGAGUCCUAUACUGACUGCCACAUAUCAAAGAUAUCAUAUCCCAAGCACGAGCCAGUAGAUAUCGGGCACCAGGCACCAGACAUUACCUAUACGAUUCGACGCAACAUACAUGCGGUAGGACUUGGGGAUUUAUGCAAGUUCUUACAGUAUGCAUCUCUCAAGGAGAAGAUAAGGAGAUUUGGGUUCGACGCGAGCAUUGACGAAGACUCGAGACCAUGAAGCAGUGAACGGAUACGGAGCUGAUCCUGGACCUCCUAGGGGUAGCCAUCACUAAUUAGAUUUAAUUUCAUUGUUCACACCCAAGUAAUCGUCUUAACUGAAGAUGACAGUAUGUACCUUUACAUGUUGUUUACCUAACUUCAAU